UCUAAAACAAAAAAAAAAGCAGUUGCAUUCCUUGGGGCUGGUGUGAGCUGUACAUUGAUUAUAAAACAAGACCAAAAACUGAUGUUCCUGGGACAAUACCUGCUUUGGCCUCCAUUCUGAAUGGUUCCGGUCUUCAUGCCACUGUGGGCAAUAUUACUGGUCCUGGGUCCUGUCCCGGGACAAUCUGUCAGUAGACAAUUUACAGCUGCACUCAAAUCUAGGAUUUCUGUACAGCCUCCAUGGACCAAUUAUUUUUCAGGAGACACAGUGACUCUGUCUUGCCACAAACCUGGCUUCUUGCUAUAUCAAAUAAAAUGGUACCAUGGAGGCAAACUAUUAAGCCACAAUACUAAUACGUUUCAAGUCAAUGAAUCUGGAAAUUUCAAAUGCCAAGCUGACAACUUACUUCCAAGUAAAUCUGUGCACUUGGAGUUUUCCAAUGCUCAGCUGAUCCUACAGGCUCCAUUUGAGGUGUUUGAAAGAGACUCUGUGGUUUUAAAGUGUCAGGAAAAGAAACGAACAUCAAGGAGUAAUAUAACAUUUUACAGGAAUGGCCAGCAUUUACCACAUCAAGGAACUGAGUACCACAUUCAAAAUGCAGGUCUACAGCACAAUGGUGACUAUCGCUGUAACAACAGAUAUGCUUCUUCCAACAAGGUCAAAAUCCAAGUCCAAGAACUGUUUCCGCGUCCUGUGCUACUUGCUAGACCUUCCCAGCCCACAGAUGGAAGCCCAGUGAACCUCACCUGUGACACCCAGCUCUCGCCACAAAAAUCAAAUGUCCAGCUCAAGUUUUGCUUCUUGAAAGAUAACCUGAUUUCUAGGCAAGUCUGCAGCCAAGACCCAGAGUAUCACAUUCCUGCCAUAAGGAAAGAAGAUUCAACGUCUUACAGAUGCAAGGCAGGGACUUCCAAUAUUUGGAAAACCAGCCGUCCAUUCCAAAUUCCUGUGCAAAUUCCGGUGUCCCAGCCUACCCUCACCCUCAGGACUCCCAGGACCCAGGCAGUGGUAGGGGACAUGAUUGAGCUUCACUGUGAGGCCCCGAGAGGCUCUCCCCCCAUCCUGUACCAGUUUUACCAUGAGAACAUAAUCCUGGGGAGACACACAGCCCCUUCUGGAGGAGGAGCAUCCUUCAACCUCUCCUUGACUGCAGAACAUUCUGGAAAUUACCUCUGUGAAGCUACCAAUGGCCAGGAGGCCCAGCGCAGUGUCACAAUAACACUCAAUGUCAUCGUUCCGGUGUCCCACCCUGGUCUCACACUCAGGAUGCCCAGGACCCAGGCUGUGGUGGGGGACACGGUGGAGCUUCACUGUGAGGUGCUGACAGGCUCACCUCCAAUCCAAUACCAAUUUUACCAUGAGAACGUCAACCUGGGAAACAGCUCAGCCCUCUCUGGAGGAGGAGCAUCCUUCAACCUCUUUCUGACUGAGGAACAUUCUGGAAACUAUUUUUGUGAGGCCAGUAAUGUUGCUGGAGCCCAGCAGAGUGAGGCAGUGAGCAUCAAAGUUAUAGUUCCAGUGUCCCGCCCUGUCCUCACCCUCCGGGCACCCAAGGCCCAAGUUGUGGUGGGAGACGUGGUGGAGCUUCUCUGCGAGGCCCUGAGCGGCUCGCCCCCCAUCCUGUACCAGUUUUAUUAUGAGAAUAUCACCCUGGGGAAUAGCUCAGCCCCUUUUGGUGGAGGAGCAUUCUUCAACUUUUCUGUGACUAGAGAACAUUCUGGAAACUACUCCUGUGAGGCCAAUAACCGCCUGUGGGCUCAACAGAGUGACAAGGUGACACUUUUCGUCACAGGGUUGACGGGAGACAGAAGUGGUUCUGUGGCUGCAGGACUCACUGGGGUGUUGCUCAGCAUGGUGGUCCUGGCUGCUGGCGCAUUGCUGUUCCAUUGUUGGCUCUCAAGAAAAGCAGGUAGAAUGCCUGCCUCUGACCCCACCAGGAGGCCUUCAGACUCAGAACCCCAAGAACCCACCUACUCGAAUGUAUCAGGCUGGGUAGAACUGCAACCAGUGUACAGCAAUGUAAAUUCUCUAGGAGGAGAUGUGGUUUACUCAGAAGUACGGCGGUGUACCAAGGAAAGGCCGUAUGCAGUGGCCUCUGUACCCCUGGUCCCUGAAAAUAAGGGCUCCCCUGUCAUCUACACAGAGGUGAAGGUGGCAUGCACUUCGGCUUCCAAGCCCAACUGUCAGCCUCCUCAAUGAUGCACACACGAUUCUGCACACCUGUCCAGCUGCUGCUUCAACUGCUGCACCUCUCCGUGGGACAAAUGGAUUGCCGAAGUAGAAAAUCCAGCCCUGCUGGACUCCUGCUUGUUUCCCAGGCUACCACCCUGUGCUGGGAGUAUGUUUACUGUUAUUCCCAGCACAGGCUGCAGGCAUUGCCUUUCCUGGCUUCUUUGGUAGGCUUCAG
Molecule: messenger RNA, 2407 nt
Organism: Dipodomys ordii (Ord's kangaroo rat)
Lineage: Eukaryota; Metazoa; Chordata; Mammalia; Rodentia; Heteromyidae
Product: Fc receptor-like protein 5
Exons: 14
Coding region: 121-2199 (692 amino acids)
Biological process (GO): cell surface receptor signaling pathway
Molecular function (GO): transmembrane signaling receptor activity
Source: RefSeq, a predicted model, not a curated record